Cajanus cajan (pigeon pea) is the source of this 2617-nucleotide messenger RNA. The record is from RefSeq and is a predicted model, not a curated record. NCBI's taxonomy places the organism in Eukaryota, Viridiplantae, Streptophyta, Magnoliopsida, Fabales, Fabaceae.
ACCAAAGCAAACCCACAGAAACACAAUGGAGAUCCAAAAGGUGCUCUUGCAUAUGAUGUUCACUAUUUUCUUUUGCAUCAUACCCACUUUCUCCAAUCAACUCACAGAUACUAUUACUCCAAAUCGCUCCAUCCAAUAUUACGAGACCCUGAAGGAAGACGCAGGAAUCUUUGAAGCAGGAUUUUUCAACCUUGGAAACUCAACAAGUGGUUAUUUUGGUAUAUGGUACAAGACCAUAUCACCCAGGACUAUUGUGUGGGUUGCCAACAGGAAUAUCCCAGUACAAAACUCAUCAACAGCAGUUCUGAAACUCACUCAUCAGGGAAACCUUGAGAUUCUUGAUGGCUCCAAAGGCAUAAUCUGGUCCUCAAACUCAUCAAGAAACGCAGAGAAACUGAAACCAGUUGUGCAGCUUUCAGAUUCAGGAAACCUUGUCAUGAAAGAUGCUGAGACGAACCUCUUGUGGCAAAGCUUUGAUCAUCCUGGUGACACCAUGCUCGCGGGAAUGAAACUGAAGAGCAACUUUGUCACUGGUCCAUAUACAUAUCUCACGUCUUGGAGAAACGAUGAUGAUCCUGCUGAAGGUGAUUUUUCAUGUGGAAUCGAUGCAAGUGGCUUUCCUCAACUAGUUACUAAACAAGGAGCAAAAGUUUUGUACAGUUCGGGGCCGUGGAAUGGCUAUCUCUUCAGUGGAGUUUCAUGGGACAGAAUGCGUAAAAUUUUGAAUUUCUCUUUAGAGUUCAGUGACAAAGAAGUUUCUUUUGGAUACGAGACAUUGAAAAGCUCAACGCCUACUAGAACAGUGCUGAGGAUCAAUCCAACAGGAGGCACAGGCCGUUUCCAAUGGUCAAACCAAAGACAAGCUUGGGAUACUGUAAACACUCAGCCUAAAGACCAGUGUGAAUAUUAUGCAAGCUGUGGUGUCAAUUCUAACUGCAAUAUUGAUAAUCUUCCAGUAUGUGAAUGCUUGCAAGGUUUCAUACCAAAGUUUAAAGAAAAGUGGGGUUCCCAAGAUUGGUCUGGUGGGUGUGUGAGAAGAACGAAAUUAAGUUGUGAUAAUGGAGAUGGGUUUGAGAAGUACACAGGAAUGAAGUUGCCAGACGCGUCUUCUUCGUGGUUUAACAAGAGCUUGAGCCUUGAGGAAUGUAAGAGAUUGUGUUUGAGAAACUGCUCUUGUACUGCAUAUGCAAAUUUAGAUAUCAGAGAUGGUGGGAGUGGCUGCUUGCUUUGGUUUGGUAACAUUGUGGACUUGAGAACUGUGCCAGACCGUGGACAAGAAAUUUAUAUACGACUAGCCUUUUCUGAUCUGGAUCUCAGAAGGAAUAAAAGGAACUUGAAUAGAAAGAAGCUUGCAGGGAUUCUAGCAGGACUUGUUACAUUCAUAACAGGACUAACAAUUCUUGUGUGUGCCACUUCAAAAUUUAGAAAGAGGAUGAAGCUAGUACCCAAGCCAGUAGGAGUUGUUAAAGCAGUGAUUCGCUGGAAGCACAUGAUGGAGAAGGAAGACGAUAACUUACCAACAAUAUUUGAUUUUUCAACCAUUGAUAUUGCCACAAAUCACUUUUCUAACAUAAACAAGAUAGGAGAAGGUGGUUUUGGAACGGUAUAUAAGGGCACAUUGCUAGAUGGACAAGAGAUUGCAGUCAAGAGGCUUUCUAAAACUUCAAGACAAGGAAUUGAGGAGUUCAAAAAUGAAGUAAAGUUGUUGGCAACACUUCAACACCGUAAUCUUGUAAAACUUCUUGGUUGUUCUAUUCAACUUGAAGAAAAGUUGUUGAUAUACGAAUUCAUGCCCAACAGAAGCUUGAAUUACUUUAUCUUUGAUACAAUGCGAGCUAAAUUAUUGGAUUGGACUAAGCGUUUGGAAAUUAUUGAGGGAAUUGCUCGAGGACUUAUGUAUCUUCAUCAAGAUUCUAGACUAAGAAUCAUACAUAGAGAUCUCAAAACAAGUAAUAUUCUUCUUGAUAACAACAUGAUUCCAAAGAUAUCAGAUUUUGGGUUAGCAAGAGCGUUUGGAGGAGAUCAAGCUGAGGCAAAUACAAAUAGAGUGAUGGGAACAUAUGGCUAUAUGCCUCCAGAAUAUGCAAUGCAUGGAUCUUUCUCAACUAAAUCUGAUGUUUUCAGUUUUGGUGUAAUUGUUAUUGAGAUAAUUAGUGGAAGAAAAAAUCGUGGAUUUCGUGACCCUCACCAUCAUCAACUUAACCUUCUAGGCCAUGCAUGGAGGCUAUGGAUUGAAGAAAGGCCAAUGGAGUUAAUAGAUGACAUAUUAGAUGAUCCAGCCACUCCACAUGAAAUAUUGAGAUUUAUUCAUGUGGGUUUACUAUGCGUACAACAAAAUCCAGAAAAUAGACCAAACAUGUCAUCUGUGGUUUUAAUGUUGAAUGGUGAAAAGUUACUCCCAAAUCCAAGCCAACCUGGGUUCUACACAGAAAACGAUAAUAUAAUUGACACUUUUGGAUCUUAUUUAAAGCACUACCAAAGGUGUUCAGUAAAUGAAAUUUCAAUCUCAUUGUUAGAGGCUCGAUAAAACUAGUUCCAAUGGUGAUACAUAAAUGAAAUAUUGGGAAUAUACCUAAAUAUUUUUAAGUUUAAGAAGGUAGGAAUCAUUUAAUUUUGA